UUGGGGGUUCGAGUCAACAAUCGACCCUACAAUCGACCCAACUAUCGACCCAACUAUCGACCCAACAAUCGACCCAACAAUCGACCCAACAAUCGACCCAACAAGGUCGACCCAACAAUCGACCCAACAAUCGACCCAACAAUCGACCCAACAAUCGAUCCAACAAUUGACCCAACAAUCGACCCAUCAAUCGACCCAACAACCGACCCAGCAAUCGACCCAACAAUCGACCCAACAAUCGAACCAACAAUCAAAACAACAAUCGACCCAACAAUCGACCCAACAAUCGAUCCAACAAUCGACCCAACAAUCAACCCAAUCGAACAUAAUCAACCCAACAACUACCCCAACAAUCAACCCAACAAUCAACACAACAAUCAACCCAACAAUCAACCCAAGAAUCAACCAAACAACUACCCCAACAAUCAACCCAACAAUCAACACAACAAUCAACCCAACAAUCAACCCAACAAUACCCCAACACUCAACCAAACAAUCAACCCAACAAUCAACCCAACAAUCAACUCAACAAUCAACCCAACAACCAACCCAACAAUCAACCCAACAAUCAACUCAGCAAUCAACCCAACAAUCAACUCAGCAAUCAACCCAACAAGCAACCCAACAAUCGACCCAACAAUCGACCCAACAAUCGACCCGACAAUUGACCCAACAGUCAAGCCAACAAUCGACCCAACAAUCGACCCAACAAAUGACCCAACAAUCGACCCAGCAAUCGACCCAACAAUCGACCCAACAAUCGACCCAACAAUCGACCCAACAAUCAACCCAACAAUCGACCCAACAAUCGACCCAACAAUCGACCCAACAAUCGAUCCAACAAUCGACCCAACUAUCGACCCAACAAUCAACCCAACAAUCAACCCAAUAAUCAACCCAACAACUACCCCAACAAUCAACCCAGCAAUCAACCCAACAAGCAACCCAACAAUCGACCCAACAAUCGACCCAACAAUUGACCCAACAGUCAAGCCAACAAUCGACCCAACAAUCAACUCAACAAUCAACCUAACAGCCAACCCAACAAUCGACCCAACAAUCGACCCAACAAUUGACCCAACAGUCAAGCCAACAAUCGACCCAACAAUCGACCCAACUAAUGACCCAACAAUCGACCCAGCAAUCGACCCAACAAUCGACACUACAAUCGACCCAACAAUCGAUCCAACAAUCGACCCAACAAUCGACCCAACAAUCGACCCAACAAUCGACCCAACAAUCGACCCAACAAUCAACCCAACAAUCAACCCAACAAUCGACCCAACAAUCGACCGAAUAAUCAACCCAACAACUACCCCAACAAUCGACCCAGCAAUCAACCCAACAAGCAACCCAACAAUCGACCCAACAAUCGACCCAACAAUUGACCCAACAGUCAAGCCAACAAUCGACCCAACAUUCAACGCAACCAACACUCUCGAGAGACAACCGACACACUGA
Messenger RNA from Parnassius apollo (apollo), 1461 nucleotides. The record is from the annotation of a GenBank genome assembly. NCBI's taxonomy places the organism in Eukaryota, Metazoa, Arthropoda, Insecta, Lepidoptera, Papilionidae.